This is a messenger RNA of Paramacrobiotus metropolitanus, 1386 nucleotides long. Its product is annotated as speckle-type POZ protein homolog. The transcript has 2 exons. Lineage: Eukaryota; Metazoa; Tardigrada; Eutardigrada; Parachela; Macrobiotidae. The record is from RefSeq and is a predicted model, not a curated record. Bases 143 to 1372 code for a protein of 409 amino acids. Gene Ontology annotation, biological process: proteasome-mediated ubiquitin-dependent protein catabolic process; regulation of proteolysis. Gene Ontology annotation, cellular component: cytoplasm; nucleus. Gene Ontology annotation, molecular function: ubiquitin protein ligase binding.
UUUCUCAAAAAAGUUUUGAUAUUUCCAUCGCACCAGCGCAAAGUAUUUUUCCUGGUUUCAACACCAACACGUAACACCGGUAGUCUAGUGGAAGAAGGUUCUUCCUCUCUCUCUCGUUUAAUUGUGUCUCAUUGAGAAUUACAUGAUUGUAGCUGUGAUGCACAGCAAAUCAAAUAUCGUUGUGCGAGAAUCUACUGCUCACCAGCAGAUCACAUUUACGCUGCAGUGGACUAUCGAAGGCUUCUUGCUGCAUCUUUAUGAUACUGGUACCAUGUUUAACGCCGGCAUUACCAUGGUGGAGCUGGGAAUGAACCAUUCUCAGGGACGCUGGCGGAUUGGACUACAGCCUUGCCAUGUGGACCCCGAACACCCGGGAAUGGAUGGCUUCAGUCUGGCAGCGUAUUUGUAUCUCACUGACACAGAUUUGGAAUCCAAGUCGUUCACAGGACAACAAACUUUUUUGGCUGGAUGUCGGAUAAGUCUGGCCACCGGAAGAUCCAUGGUGCAGAUUGUUCCCCCAACUGAGCUGUUGACAAUCCGGUUUGGAAGUGCUGAUUCUUCAUAUGGAGCAGGCAAACUAAUCAGCCAUCGUGAUCUUACGUCCCAACUGCUGGAUGACUGCAUUACUGUCACCAUGGACGUUAGCUUGGAGACAGGAGCCGAAACGUUUCACAUUCUGAACCGGGAACCAGAUCAAGCCAUCUACCGACAGCAAUUCUGUAACCGACUGGCUGACAUGUUUUCUGCAGAAACUAAUCUGCAAUCUGCAGACUUUACCAUUUGCUCCAGUGAAGGCCAAUCUUUCUCCGUGCACCGCCUCUUAUUAAUGGCGUUUUCGCCUGUUUUUUCCGCCAUGCUAACACAUGAUUCCAUGGAAAGACAGCACGCCCUAUGCCAGCUGGAUGAUAUUGAUGGGGAAACUGUAACCAUAUUUCUGGACUAUCUAUACGGAUGCAACAUGGCAAAGGUCAAUCCUGAUAACGCAGAAAAGGUUUUGAUUAUGGCCGAUAAGUAUGCUGUGACAGAUCUGCGCUCGUUCUGUGAACUGAUGCUGAGCAAAAACCUCAAUGUGGAGAAUGCCGCAAAGUACCUUGCAUGCGCUGAACAGCGACAACUGUGUUUGCUGAAGGAGAACGCCCAGUAUCUGUUAAAUACGGAUCGUACGCCACACAGCCUUAGGCCUGAAGGACGAGUUGGUAACAAUCAUAGCACUGAGGAAACGAAACAGACUACCGUCCCGCAGAAGCCCCCGGGAGAACCCACUAAGCCACGUAACUUUAUGCUUUCCUUGGUGGUGUUAUUAGCGAUUGUUGUGGCAUGUUUACUGUUUGGGUUCGCAUUUGCGCGCCUUCUCGAAGGGAUCACGCUUUAAUGAAGCAGUUUCAA